AUGGAAAAUGACGAUAAAGCAAUUUUAGCUCGUCUCACUCGUGAUAUUGCUAAUUAUUUGAAAUCGAAAGGAGAAGAAGAGUUUUCCAAUGACGACAAUUCAUCUUCUGUCGAACUAGCAAUACAAUAUUUUGGUUGGGCAAAGAACCUCUAUGAACGAGCCGAUAAAGUAAGGCGAGCAUAUGCAUCUAAGGAUCCAUUAAAUCCAUUAAAUAUUAUAAAUACAUUGAUUGCCACUGCAGAACGAAAACUUCCAACAAUAACGACGAAAACUCGAACAUGGUAUUUGAUUCCAUUAGUUGGACAUGUCAUUGUAUCGGUUGCCUCUUUAGGUUAUUCGUGUCCACUACAAUUAAUUCCUUAUCCAAGCGAAUGGGAUGAUCCAACAUGUAUUCAAGAUCUUCCAACAAGAAUUGAUUUUAUCGGUGCAACUGUUCAUGGUUCUCGGUUUAUUUAUGAUGAUCCAAAAACGGCAUCUCGACGACGUACAAUUGAGUUGGCUGCUUUGAAACGAAAAAUUGAAGCUCGAUUCCAUGAGAAAAAAGUUAGCCCCGGUCGUCCUGUCGAACAAUUUAUUGCUGAAUUAGAUAAGGUGCUUCAAAAUUUACAUGAUAUACCUAUGAUUAAUCAAUAUCGAAACACGUUGUUAAUUCAAAGUCAAUCUAGUCAAUCUCAAGUUACGAAUCGGCCUGUAGUUAAGAAAAAGAAAAAUUAUGGGCGAUUAGUUAAACGUUUAAAAUAUAAAUUUAGAUUGGCUAACGUUACAGUAAGAAAAUCUGAUAAAUCAAAAGUUUUCCAUUUAGGUAAAUCUGAAGAUUAUCAAAAGAAGUCUAAUGAAUAUAUGGACAGAACUCAAGCAUAUCAAUGUCUUGAUUUAAGAUUAGCCAAAUGGAUUACUCAAAAACAAUAUGAACAGUUAUAUAUUAAACCAAAUGAAGUAGAACUUGCUCAUUUAUAUUAUUUACCUAAAGCACACAAGCCUGGUACUCCUCUUCGUCCAAUAGUUUCUGGUCUCAAGCACCCAACAAUAAAAAUCUCAAAGUUUCUUGAUGAAUUACUUCGACCAUUAUUUGAUAAAAUGGCUGCAAAAACAACUGUAAAUUCUGGCUUUGAACUAGUCAAACAGUUGCAAGAAUGGUCUAAAAAUAAUAUGUGUCAAGAAACUUUAUUUUGUACAAUUGAUGUUAUGGACCUUUAUACUAUGGUACCACAAAUAGAAGGAGUACUAGCAUUAAAGAAAAUGUUGGAUCAUUUAAAAUUAAAACAAGUUGGUGGUCUUAGAAUUGAAACAAUUAUUCGGUUAAGUCGAUUUGUUAUGCAAAAUAAUUAUUUUUCUUACGACGGCCAAUAUUAUCAUCAAAUUCGUGGAGGAGCAAUGGGUUCUCCUCUUACACUAACUGUUGCUAAUUGUUAUAUGUUCUUUUAUGAACAACAGAUUAUAAAACAAAUCGACAAUAGUGGUGGAUUAUAUUUUAGAUACAUUGAUGAUAUAUUUAUAGUGAUUAAUUGGCCUGCUCGGCAUUUAUUUAAACAAAUCGAUAGAUGGAAUCACUUUGAUAAAAACAUUAAACUAUCAGAAAAUAUUGGUUCAACUGCUGAUUUCCUAGAUUUACAUAUAGAAAAUCAAGAUGGGCAAUUAUUUACUACAAUUUAUCAAAAGCCAUCUUAUGAACCGUAUUAUUUGCCAUUUAAUAGUACCCAUCCGUUGCACAUGAAGAAAAAUAUAAUAUUUACUAUGUUUCUUCGUAUUAUUAGAUAUUGUUCAACUUUCCAAGCCUAUUUAAGUGAGCGUGAAAGAUUACGAAUGGCUUUAUUAUUGAAUAAAUAUCCUAAUAAGAUUAUUAAAGAACAAUUUAAUCAUAUACCAUCAAAUGAUUAUAGAUUCCCAAUAAAAGAAAAAAUACCAGUAGAUUAUGGAAAAACAAUGUUUGUUCAUUUUACUUAUUGUUCAAGUAUGAAAACAUUUCCAAAAAAAUUCCACACCCUCUGGAAUAGGUAUUUUGGUGAAUCUCCGAUCAAUGAAGUUUUACCUGUUCUUGGUACACGUAAUGUUAAAAAUUUGCAAAGACAAUUAACUUAUACAAAAUAA
This is a messenger RNA of Rotaria sordida, 2088 nucleotides long. The record is from the annotation of a GenBank genome assembly. NCBI's taxonomy places the organism in Eukaryota, Metazoa, Rotifera, Eurotatoria, Philodinida, Philodinidae.